Coffea eugenioides is the source of this 1687-nucleotide messenger RNA. RefSeq lists its product as uncharacterized. The record is from RefSeq and is a predicted model, not a curated record. The transcript has 13 exons. The coding region runs from base 119 to 1291 and encodes 390 amino acids. Lineage: Eukaryota; Viridiplantae; Streptophyta; Magnoliopsida; Gentianales; Rubiaceae.
UCCCGUGGAAACAGGUGGAGAGAGACAGAAAAUCUACUGUGUCCUGCGUGGCAUCAAAUCCACGCGUCUCCUCCACAAGUUAAUAGUUCCGGCGACAGACGGCCGAAGUCCAAAAAAAAUGCUGCGUGACGGCAUGACCCAAACUCCUAGUCGGUUUGAGUUGUUGAGUAUGGUGAGAAAGCAUUCCAAGUUUCUAGCAAAACCUUCAGCAGAUGAAGAUGAUGCCUCGGAUGUGGAAAUGGAUACCCAUUUCUGGCAUGAUGUAUUGAAUAUGUAUUUUGUAAGCGGUAAGGAGUCUAGGGGCCGUCAGGAGGAUGAUAUGCUGUUCUUUGUUAGAAAGGGUUCGGAUGGAAAUGGUUCAAGUGAGAGCGGGGAAGACAAUUCUCCUUUCUUCGUACGCAGGUGGGCACCUAAGUUGGAUGAAUUAGUCGGUGAUAGUUUAUUAACAGUGGACUGGCGGCGCUCAUUUUACUUGAAUUUAAUUGCUCAUAGCUCCUUUACUGUUACAGUUGCUAUUUGCAGUCAUCAGGUGCUUCGGAAUUAUCAGAGUGUCCAAGGCAGACCUCUGGCUCCAAUAUACAAGGUUGUGAAGACUGUCUAUGCAUCUCCAAGUCGUAUCAAUUUCCAUUUGGACUCUAGAAAGGAAGUAGAAACAACCGCUGCCUAUCCAGAUAUAUGUUUCGCUGUUGACGACUUUGAUUCCACAUUUGAUGCAGUGGUGUUGACAGAUGUAGAUCAUUGUUAUUGUGUAAUCCUUAAUGCAAAUGAUGGGGCAGCAUUUCCAUAUGAAAAUUUACAGCAAGAUAACAGUUCUAGAGACAAAUUUUCUUUGAAGAGUGGCACAACAGCAGUGAAGACAAAGAGUUCUAAGACUACUCUUUUCUCAGGCUUUGUUAGCUAUCAGAUGGUCCGAGAUGCCUAUGAUGCUGGGAGGACUGGAUUUGGGAGCCUUCUGUCACUUGCUCAUUCUCCAGGCAAAGCAGAUAGACUUUACAUGAAAGGACCUGGAGGACGUGGCGAAGUUGAGGUGGCUGUUUCUGGUGUUGUAGACCAAGGCAAGGAAGAAUGGGAUCAUCAUUCUAGUAAAGGAUUAAGCAUUGGCAAAAUUGUAAGGAGGGCAGCAUCUGUUGCUUCUGUCGCAGCAAAGCAUGCUUAUGCUGCUGCUUCUUCCACCCGCAGUUCUUAUGAGGAGAUGCUUCCCCUGAGGUGCUGCUUGAUGUCCAUAUCACUGCCAUGGGAACAUAUUGCUCAUGAUCUUUUAUUCAAGGGAAGUCCUCCAGUGAACUUGUAGGAGUACAUGAUGUCUGGUGAUAAGUGGGAUUUUGUUUCAGCAUGUUUAAAGAAAUUUUUCUAGAAGAUGAAUGCUGGAAGAAUGAGGUGAUUUUGAAGCGAGCUUAAAGAAGACAAACAGCACUCAAAACUUAGUGGAUAAACCCACAUUCCCCGCUCUUUCAUGGGAGACCUGUCCCCUGGAAACAACACACCCAAACUCGGCUGUAUGAUUGCUGGCAUAGAAAAUUCACAAGUUUUGUGUAUGGGAACGGGUCAUGAUGUACAUUCUUGCUAUUUAGAAUCAACAGGUCAUUCGUUAUUGGUUCACAUGCUCUUUAGCUUGGAAAUAUUUGUCUCUUGUAUCAUUAGAUGAAUCUAUUUCAUAUAUAUAAUUGUUUUACCUAGGUUCUUCUUA